UUUGGGUGGAGCACUUCACUGUGUCCCCUGACAGUGUGCACAUCGUGUAAAGACUUCAGCUUGUCGUCUGGUGUCUGAGCAACCAUGGCGAAGAACUUCAGUGCUCUUGGGAUUCCUGUUGGCCACAUGAGCCAGGCAGUGUCAGAUGGAGAGCUGAACAUGUCUGCGCGGGGCUGUGGAGGCAGCAGCUCCAGCCUUCCAGGGACUCCGGGCGGAGAGUCCGGCCCAGCCAACAGUGUGCUGAGCUGGGCCGUCUCGUUUGAGAAGCUGUUGGAGGACCCUGUCGGAGUCCGCCAGUUUACGGCUUUCUUGAUGUCUGAGGUGAGUGCGGAGAACAUUUUAUUCUGGCAAGCUUGUGAAAAAUUCAGGAAGAUCCCAGGCAGCUCCUUGGAAGAGCUGAAAGCAGCAGCUCGCUCCAUCUACAACAGCUACCUGUCUGAAAGCGCUCCCUACUCCGUCAACAUCGAUGACACAGCCAAGACGGAGGAGAAGGACCUGGAACAGCCCACACCUGACAUGUUUAACAAGGCACAAGCACAGAUAUUCAAACUGAUGAAGAUGGACAGCUAUAGGCGCUUUGUGCGCUCUCCUCUCUACCAGAGCUGCACUUUAGCAAGUGUAGAAGGUAAACCUCUACCUCAGCUCUGCACAGAGCCGCUCCACAUGGGAUCCUGGGAGGAUGUGACCAGAAGCCCCUUAAAUGACAAACAGUCAGACUCCAACAGCUUGCCAGGUGGCAAGAGCGCCUCUGAGAAACGGCGACAGAAAAGAGGAUCCUGGGGAGAUGCAUCCAACGUCCAUAGUUCAGUCGCCCGGAAAGAGUCCCAUAUGUCAGUCAAGUCGAGCAGCAGUGUUGAGCUCGGCUCCCUCUACAGGCAGGUAGAGAAUGGCAGGUUGAGUCCCCGGUACCCAGAGCAGGGUGGUGGAGGGGGGAGUCGGAUAGGGGUGGAGGGGGGUUACUGCUGCGUCUACCUACCUGAUGGCAGUGCCUCCCUGGCCCCGACACGGAACGGCCAGCCAAUCAAAGACAUGCUGGCCAGCCUGUGUGAGAAGAGAGGCUUCCCGCUAAAAGAUGUCAUCAUCUACCUUCAUGGCAAGGACAAGCUGCCCUUAUCUCUGGACCAGGACUGCUCCGUACUGAGAGAUCAGCAGGUCUCUCUGGAGCUCCGGGUGACGUUUGCGCUGGAGAUUGCCUUCACUGGUAAGACGAUGGGGAUCAUGGUGAAGUCCAGUAAGACGCUGCAUGACGCCAUCUCUGCAGUGCUGCAGAAACACCAGCUCAAGCCACAAGAGGCCCUGGUCACCAUGGUUGGAAGUGACGAGCCUCUGAGCAUGAGCAGCACCGUGUUCAGACUGGCCAAUAAGACCCUACGGCUCGACAAAACCAAAGGAAAAGACCAAACAAACACUCCCAAAGGCAGUGGUUCUGCUGCAGCCACACAGGCCGGAGCAGGGGGUGUGGAGGCCCGAUCAUCGAUGCAAGCCAAGACUCGGCCCAAACCCAGUAAGAACCGCGAGAUGGACGGGUUUCUGGACAUGCUGACGAAGGCUCAGGGCUGCAGGGUUGAUGACCAGCGAGGCCUUCUGACCAAAGAGCAGCUGCAGGUCCCUCUGUUCCUGCAGGUGGCCUCAGACCAGGGAGACGACACCGAGCCAGACAAACCCAGUACAACCGGCUCCUCCACUGCAGCCUCCAUAGAGACGUCAAGUUCAGCCGGAGCAGCGGAGGAAACUAAGAAAUCUGCUGAAUCUGAAGCCAAAGACUUAAAGGAAACAGCAGUUUGAGAAACGUUUGUGUGUGUGUGGGAUGGACAAAGACACAAUCAAACUACAACCAACAUCUCACAAUGUCAUGAGACCAGUCAUGUCAAAAGACAGAAAAAUGGUCAAGCACUUUUUAUGAUUGUUUACAAAUAAGCUCUGAGACAAGCGUGCUACCAUCUCUGCUACUGGUAAUUGGCCUCUUGAGGCAAUAUAAAAAGAAGAAGAAGAAAGAUCAUGGCAAGCAUAUAGUAUAUAGUAUAGUGUCAUUUCAAAACACUACACAUGUUAAUGGGAAGAAUGUUUGCUAUGAAUUGUUUUUAUGUAUCCAUAAUGUUUUGAAAAGAAGUUUUAGCUCCAUGAUUCACCCUGAAGCCAAUGUGUUUGUUUUAGUGUUCCCUGAUGUUUAAAGUUGUACAGUUUGCCGUUAACAUCGCUUUAAUUUCUCACAAUCUCACAUUUCAGCCAUGCUUUGUUCUAAACUCUAAGCAAAAAAAUGUUUCUGCACAGGACUGUCCAAAAGGGGGUUUUGAAGUGUAUUGCACAAUUGUUUUUUCUUUAUUUGAAUUAAGAUUAUUGAAUAUUUUUACUGAGAUGAGAUUUUAAUAUUUUAAAUGACUAAUUUUCAUUUCCUUGCUUACUUGCCGUUUUGGUACUUACAUGCACUUGUUUGCUGUGAUGGCACUUUGAGAAGCCCUGGUCAAGUCCUGUUUCCUUGUCACUUCAGACUUCACCUCAGGGUCCACAUCAUGAAUUAGUAAUGUUAUAUUACAGGGAAUCAAUCAGAUGGUGUGAUCAUCAAAAAAAUAUCCCACAGGGUGAAUCCAAAGAAUUAAAAGUGUUUUAUGAUGAAAUGGGAUCCUUUCUUUCUGUUUCUGACGUUGAGGAAAAGUGUCAGGGUUUUAGUCGUCUGAAGAAUGUUUUGGAUGAAUCACUGAGGUCAGUUUCGGGCUUGACAAAUAGUACGUGAUUUGGUUGUAUAUGUGGUGCAGCCAGACCCCACUGGCUCAGUGGGCUGGCUGUAUGACUCAUGCAGUGUAUAAAAAAGGUCUGAUGUGUAUCUGUCCGUGUCGGUGACAAAUGUAACAAGCUUUGAUUACAUUAUUUUGAGUCUUUGGCGUACUGUACAGUGAUACAAUUUGCAGAUGAUGUGGCUACGCCUUUCUUACCAACAAUGGGCCCAAUUAUAGAGCUGAGAUUAACCACUUCUACAACUGCUGAUGAACAUAAAGUGUGGACAGAACUAUGCUGAUAUAAUUUACCACAACAUUUAUUCAGAGUUGGGAAUGAGCAUUGUCUGUACUGAACAAGAACAAUCUAGACUGUUUUUAACCUC
This is a messenger RNA of Centropristis striata (black sea bass), 3097 nucleotides long. RefSeq names its product regulator of G protein signaling 14b (gene rgs14b). NCBI's taxonomy places the organism in Eukaryota, Metazoa, Chordata, Actinopteri, Perciformes, Serranidae. Gene Ontology annotation, biological process: signal transduction. Bases 85 to 1785 code for a protein of 566 amino acids. The record is from RefSeq and is a predicted model, not a curated record. Gene Ontology annotation, molecular function: GTPase activator activity. The transcript is spliced from 15 exons.